Molecule: messenger RNA, 2491 nt
Organism: Syngnathoides biaculeatus (alligator pipefish)
Lineage: Eukaryota; Metazoa; Chordata; Actinopteri; Syngnathiformes; Syngnathidae
Gene: otc
Product: ornithine transcarbamylase
Exons: 9
Coding region: 930-2186 (418 amino acids)
Biological process (GO): L-citrulline biosynthetic process
Cellular component (GO): mitochondrion
Molecular function (GO): ornithine carbamoyltransferase activity; amino acid binding
Source: RefSeq, a predicted model, not a curated record
GGCUCCGGCACUCCCCGCGACCCUCGUGAGGAUAAGCGGCUUAGAAAAUGGAUGGAUGGACAUUGCUAACUUUCUAAACGCCGAACGACAAGCAUGCAAUAUUUAGUGUAGUCUGUUCCAGUGUCAAACUGUUGCUGUUAGGUCACUGCAAAAACCUGAAACUAUAAACUAUAAAUAAUACUAUAAAUAAUAAAAAACGGACCACCCAUCAUUUUUCUCGUACAAUUUCAGGUGUUGGAAAACCAUCUCGCCGCACCUCGUCUGGCCAAAUGGGGAGCCGCCCGGAGCGCUCCCUUCAUGAGACGUACUAAUGAUGAUGAUGAUUAUGAUUGAUAAUCCGUCUCGUCAAUUGGCUGAACGGAACAUCCCGGAAAAAAAAACCCGCAGGCGGUACAUAAAAGACAUCAUUGAGCAGCUUGAGGGCUGACGUGCUGGUUCCCCUUUUUGGUCCAACACUGCCCCAUCCUGGACGAAAAAUGGAGCACUCCAUUAAAUAAUAAUCAUAAUAACUUGCCCAAAAGGAAAACAUUUUAAAAAAUACAAUAUAUAUUAUUAGACUAAUGGCAUAAGUACCCAAGUUAUGUUUGAACAACUGUGACAUUACCAAUAAAAAAUAUCAAUGUGCUUGCAAAAAAAAAAAAAAGUAAAUGAAAAAAAAAUCUAAUUUUCUUAUUUACAUUUUAAAUGUGUAGAUCACAGGUGUCAAACUCAAGGCCCGGGGCCCAGAUCUGGCCUGCCACAUGAUUUUAUGUGGCCCACGAAGCCAAAUCAAAGUGUAAAUUUCCAUGAUUCUAGUAAAAGAAAAUAAAUUUAAAAAAUACUUUGGAUGUAGAGUUUUAAAAACAUGGGAAUAAAAUAAAACUGAAAUUUUGUAAUUGAAAUUGAAAGAGACUUUUAAAGGAAUUAAAUUGUCGUCAACAACAACAAAAAUGAGGCCACACCCCAUUUUGUGUGCGUGCUCAUCAUUGAAUGUUUCCCUCCCUGCACACAAAUCAGUCCAUGACAGCAUCACUCGCACCUGGAAUAAUUUUGCAAUGUAUUUUAAACAUUUCACCAAUAAGAGUUUAAUUUCUGGGAGUUUGAGGACGUUUGAAAACCCAAUUUGGCGUGGACUUAGAUGCGGCGCCGCCGCGCGGUGCGCCGUCGCUUUGAAGGGUCGCAGCUGUUUGGCCUUGAAAGACUUCACCCCGGAAGAGAUCAAGACGCUCUUGUGGGUUUCUGCCGACUUAAAAGAUUGCAUCAAGCGCGGAAAACAGGUCCGAAUGUUUGCACUUGGGCUUUGUGACAAACACGGUGAUGCAUUCAGGGAACACGGCUUCUCUGCUUUAUGCUUCCAGUCGCUGCCUCUCCUGCAAGGGAAGUCCAUUGCAAUGAUAUUUGAGAAGAGGAGCACCAGAACCAGAAUUUCCACAGAAACAGGCUUUGCUUUGCUGGGGGGGCACCCUUGCUUGCUCGCAGCCCAAGACAUCCAUCUGGGGGUGAACGAGAGUUGCACCGACACCGCAAGGGUUCUAUCAGGACUGUGCGACAUGGUCCUGGCCCGAGUGUACAGCCACUCCACCCUGGAGGAACUGGACAAGGCGUCCUCGGUUCCCGUCAUUAAUGGACUGUCAGACCUCUACCACCCGAUCCAGAUUCUGGCGGACUUCCUGACCUUACAGGAGCAUUACGGCUCCCUCGCCGGACUGACGCUGGGCUGGAUUGGGGAUGGGAACAACGUCCUGCACUCUUUUAUGAUGACGGCACCAAAAUUGGGAGUCCACUUAAAAGUCGCCACCCCGAAGGGUUAUGAGCCAGAACGGAGCGUAACUGAAGAAGCUGUGAGAAUCUCUAAAAAGCAUGGUACCCAGCUGCUCCUGACCUCGGAGCCCGCGGAGGCGGCUCGCGACUGCAACGUUUUGGUGACCGACACCUGGGUCAGCAUGGGGCAGGAGGAGGAGAGGAAAAAAAGACUCCAAGACUUCCGCGGUUACCAGAUAACCAUGCGGACGGGAAGCGUCGCCCAGCCGGACUGGACCUUCCUCCACUGUCUUCCCCGGAAAAAGGAGGAAGUGGACGACGCCGUUUUCUACUCGCCGCGCUCCCUCGUCUUCCCUGAGGCGGAGAAUCGGAAGUGGACAAUCAUGGGCCUGAUGGUGUCACUCUUGACUGACUACAAACCGCACAUACCAAAGCUCAAGUUUUAAGAUCAAGUUUCGGUGCAGGCAUGACAACUCUUCAUUAAAAAAAAAAUUAAUCCAGUAAUUGUAUUUUGCUUUGCAUUUCAAAUGGUACUCAAAUUAAAUUAUAUCAUGUUUUAAUACGGGUGUGUAGAAAUUUUUCUAUGAUGGACAAUUAAAAAGUAUAGCGUCAAAAAUCUGAAUGCAUUAUAUCAGCGGUCUCAAGUGGUGAAAAUUUCACCCGCAUAUUUUUCACUUCUUCUCAGCAGUAUUUUGCUAAAUUUCGAUUAUGUUUUUAUACAUAGUAUAUUUUAGAUGGAUAGCGCAUACAC